Gracilinanus agilis (Agile Gracile Mouse Opossum) is the source of this 1068-nucleotide messenger RNA. Its product is annotated as protein FAM71F1-like. Lineage: Eukaryota; Metazoa; Chordata; Mammalia; Didelphimorphia; Didelphidae. The coding region runs from base 1 to 1068 and encodes 355 amino acids. The record is from RefSeq and is a predicted model, not a curated record. The transcript has 6 exons. Gene Ontology annotation, cellular component: nucleus.
AUGUUACCAUCAACUCCUCCAAGUGGAAGACCCUGGCAGAGGACAAAGAAGAUACUGGAUGUUCAAAGAUGCUAUCAAGCCUAUCAUUACCCUGAUUCAACAAUGGUCAUUAGGGGCCUCCCACCUGCCAUUGAAGAACCAGACCCUGGAGUAGAACUUGGGGUGGAAGAUGGUCUACUCUGCCAACUGCUUCAUUCUCCAGAGUUUAACCUGUUUCCCAACUCGGCUGUCUUUGAAAGCAACUUCAUCCAGAUUCAUGCCCUGGGGGCUACUUUUCAGGUAACAAAGUACAAUAAUUGGAGAAACAUCUAUGAUUCAUCUACAACUGUGGCUCUUGGUGUGACCUCAUCAGUGCCAUGCCUACCUCUUCCCAACAUCCUCCUGAUGGCCAAAGUCAAGUGGCCCAAAGGGCAAUCUCCAAAGUGGAUCUGUCCAAUAGAAAUGCCAACUAUCACCCUCAAGAGAAUUCUCCCACUAAAGUUUGUGGAGCUCCAAGUUUGUGACUGGUCUCAGCGUAUCCUGAGGGUCCGGACUGUUGCUGAAAAAAUGUACUACCUAAAACUCCACAUAGACCACCCUGAGGUUGUGUUCCAGUUCUGGGUCCGGCUGUUGUGUAUUCUGGACAGAGGACUGUCCAUCACCACUAAAGACCCGAGAAUUCAUGUGCCUCACUGCCUGGUACCCAAGGUCUGCAAGUCCUCUGGCAAUGGCCCAGAAGCACUCGAAAAUAGCAAACCACUACCUGCUGGACCAAGUGAGAGUCUUGCUCUUCUUAUGGCCAGGGGGAUGUCUGAAGCCUCAAAGCGCCCAGCAAACUUGACCCAUCACAAGAAACCAGUCAGGACCACCGACAUCAACCUCAUGGAGAUCAUCAGAGAUAUUCAGGCAAGAAACCCAGAGCAAGAAUGUUCCUCUCAAGAAAAUAUUCAAAGAAACAAAGGAAAUCUAUGCUUGCGAGAUUCUUUCUCUCAUAGUAUGUGGGAAAGAGAAAAUCCUUCUGGGCUACAGUCUCUGUCUCUCCUUAGCACCUUGGCAGCCUCCAUUCAUUGCUUUGGACCUCAGUCUUAG